Molecule: messenger RNA, 725 nt
Organism: Dimorphilus gyrociliatus
Lineage: Eukaryota; Metazoa; Annelida; Polychaeta; Dinophilidae
Source: the annotation of a GenBank genome assembly
AAACCGGUAACUCUUAGCCUUGUGGCGAAACGUUCUUAAAUUGUUUAUAAAAAUUCGGCAAGCAUGUUUCUUAAAAAUUGUGCGAAUGUCGCGACACGACUAAUGGGAAUAUCGAGAGUUCACUCUUCGGCCAUAGUCCCUUCAUCACUUCAAGUGAGAAAAAACAUACAGACCGAGGUUGAAAAUCAAAUAAGCCAAGGAACAGCCGGACGUUUAUUCGCCGUCGUCCAUAUUAAAGGAUCCCAAUAUAAAGUAACCGAAGGGGAUAUUAUAGUUCUCGGAAAAUAUCAUCUCGAAGCUGAUAUUGGAGAGAAAAUUCGUUUAAAUAAGAUUUUACUAAUUGGAAGCUCGGAUUUUAGCCUUGUUGGUAGACCAGUCUUAAAAGAAAACAUGGCCAAGGUUGAAGCAACAGUCAUUGAGAAAACGCUAGGACACGAAAAAAUAUUUUUUAAUUAUAUACGCCGAAAAAGUCACAAUAGAAUGAGAAUCCGACAAGAAGCCAUGACUCAUUUACGAAUCAACUCGAUAGAGCUAAAUUCUCUAGAAUAACUCUUUAAAUUUCCAUUUAGUUAAUUAUAUUUGUACAGUUGUACUAUUUUUCUUCUUACACAUAAAUAAAUAAGUUAAUUUACGAGUUGACUAUUAUUUAUAAUUUCUUUUCACCUUUUAUACAGUUUGAGGUUUACAUUUAGUAUUAUUCAUAAUCUGUUAAUGUUAACUAAUUA